AAUUAGGAUAGAAGAUAGUAAGAUUUUUACACAUUUUAAUUAUUCUUAGUUUGAUCCGCUGACUUCAAUCUAAUUUAUUAAUCCUUAAUUUUUCCGGCCGGUUUAUUGACUCCCGGGAAGAUCUAUAAAUAGGACAAUAGUAUGCUCUCAAGAAACCACCAUCUCCGACGACCAAUCUGGACACACCAAACAUGUCUGCUUCUGAUGCUCACGUCGCUCUGCUCCCCAGCGCCGGCAUGGGCCACCUCACGCCGUUUCUCAGACUCGCCGCUCUUCUUGCCCAUAACAACGUCCGUGUCACUCUCAUCACCACUCACCCCACCGUGUCACUUGCCGAGUCACAGCUUCUCUCUCGCUUCCGAUCCUCUCUUCCACAAGUCAACCUCCUUGACUUCCACCUUCUUCCUCUCGAUCCAGCCACCGUGAAUUCCUCCGACCCGUUUUGGCUCCGAUUCGAGGCUAUUCGCCGCUCCUCUCACCUUCUCUCUCCUCUCAUUCUCUCCCUACAGCCCCCUCUCUCUGCUUUCGUUCUCGACAUGACGUUGAUUUCUCCUGUCAUUCCUGUCACUCGUGCUCUUUCGCUUCCUUCCUUCAUUUUCUUCACCUCUUCUGUUAGAAUGCUCUCCUUCUUCUCAUACCUCCCUACUUCUUCGUUCGCCGGUGAUGAUGAUGAUCUUCUUUGCAUUCCAGGGAUUCCACCGAUCCCCAGAUCUUCAAUCCCUCCUCUGCUUCUCGUUCCCGAUAGUCUCUUUGCCAAAAUCUUCUUCCAAGACAGCGCACACCUCUCGAAACUUGAUGGGGUUUUAAUUAACUCUUUCAAAGGGCUAGAACCAGAGACCAUAGAGGCCAUUAAUGGCGUCGAAAACCUCAGAAAAUUACUUCCUCCUUUUUUCGAUAUCGGUCCAUUCACGCCGUGCGAGUUUGAAAAAGUAGAUACUGGCAACUCAGUGGAUUCUCCAUUAAAGUGGCUAGACGAACAACCUGAAGAUUCGGUGGUGUACGUAAGCUUCGGCAGCAGAACGGCCCUCAAAAGGGAUCAGAUCCGAGAAAUAGGAGAGGGGUUGGUGAGAAGUGGAUGCAGAUUUCUGUGGGUGGUGAAGGAUAAACCAGUGGACAGGGAAGAAGAAGAGGAAGUAGAAGAAUUAGUAGGACACGGGCUGAUAGCGAAGUUGAAGAAGAAGGGUCUGGUUGCGAAGACAUGGGUGGACCAGAGAGAGAUUCUGAGUCAUCGUUCAGUGGGUGGAUUUGUGAGCCACUGUGGUUGGAACUCUGUGAUCGAGGCAGCUUGGUAUGGAGUGAGAAUUCUGGCAUGGCCGCAGCAUGGAGAUCAAAGGAUAAACGCAGAGGUGGUGGAGAGGAGUGGGUUGGGAUUGUGGGAGAAGAAGUGGGGUUGGGGACAAGAAGUGAAAGGAGAGGAAAUUGGAGACAGAAUCAGAGAUAUGAUGAACGAUGAAUCCCUAAAGAAAUCUGCAGCACAGCUGAGAGACGCGGCGAGGGAGGCCGUCGGUGAUGGAGGAACAAGCAAAGUUGCGUUUCAGAGAUUAAUGGGAGAAUGGCAGAAGAAGAUGUCUGCAACUGCCGUCUGAGCGACUGAGAGGGUCAAAGUUGCUUUUUUUUAUUAAAAUAAAAUAAUUAAUAAUAUUGCGUAAUUUCACUGAAUUUAUUUCUGUUUCCAAUAUUUCCAGCUGGAUAAAUUUUUUGCCG
Molecule: messenger RNA, 1704 nt
Organism: Neltuma alba
Lineage: Eukaryota; Viridiplantae; Streptophyta; Magnoliopsida; Fabales; Fabaceae
Product: UDP-glycosyltransferase 13-like
Exons: 1
Coding region: 192-1586 (464 amino acids)
Molecular function (GO): UDP-glucosyltransferase activity
Source: RefSeq, a predicted model, not a curated record